This is a messenger RNA of Psilocybe cubensis, 1830 nucleotides long. RefSeq lists its product as uncharacterized. Lineage: Eukaryota; Fungi; Basidiomycota; Agaricomycetes; Agaricales; Agrocybaceae. Bases 1 to 1830 code for a protein of 609 amino acids. Gene Ontology annotation, cellular component: cytoskeleton. The transcript has 5 exons. The record is from RefSeq and is a predicted model, not a curated record.
AUGGACCCGUCAGCCCCUUCCUCCUCGUCAAGGACCACCCACGACAGUAACAAUUCUAUAACAGAGUCUCAAAUUAAUCUCAAACUCGCCACCGCCCAUAAAGAACGCGAUGCCGCGCUAGAGCAGCUUGCCUUCCUGCGUGACCAGCAGGCGUACCUUGAUAAUGCGCUGAAGCAGGCACUCGACAAUCUCGAUGCGCAGAUGCACUACUACCAGGCGGAGCUCGCGUGUCUGCGACAGGUGGAGGCGAGGAGACGCGUUGAGGAGGAGGGGAGGCGGCGGGAGGUUGAGGAGGUGCUGGGAGAUUUGAGGUGUGUGGUUAGGGUUCUGCAAGAUGAGAAUGCGGUGCUCAAGAAUGAUAUUGGGGUGCUUCUUCGGGAGCAGGAGAAGCAGGAGAAAGAGCAGAUUGGGAAUAGGGACGCGAAGAGUGUGAAAGGAGAGGUGCCUUUUUCGAAUAAGAAAGCUGAAGAUGAUGGUAUACCUGAGGGUGCUAGUGCUUGUCACUCUGGAGGAUCCUGCUGUAUCGAACGUGAUUUUGUGGACGGGGCCCCAGAUACAUCGACAACUGUCGUAGCUGUUUGUCAGAGUCCAAACACCACCAACACUGUCACAAGCGACUCUGACACACAACUCCUGGUAACCAACUCUGCGUUGGAUUCCGACUCAGGAUUAUCUGCUAUUAUUAUCGGUACUUUUUCUGAUGCAGAUGCAACCGCUACCAAUCUAAAUGUCGACGUCACUCUCACUAAUGACAACAUCACCAUCGCUUCCGCUCCAAGGAUCAAUACCACCACCUCCUCCUCCUCUACUGCACAGAGAGCAUUAAGGAGGGGUACCGAUAUCCGCUUCACAGGGUUCUCGUACCCCAAGAAGCACGUAGUCCCAGACUGCGUUCCUGAACGCAACGGGGUCCACCGAUUCCUUGGGACGGGGAGUAAUACCCACUACACGCGCUUCAGCUGCAGUUACUGCGGCUUUAUUUGCAAAGAGCGCAAGCCGCAAUACAUGUUUAAUGUACGAGUAUGUUGCCUGCCCUGGAGGCGAUUGACUAGCAGAAGAUAUAUUGGAAUUUUCAAGUUGUUGCAGAAGCCUAUGGCAUCGUCCGAUUCUAAGCUCGGUAUAUCGAAUAAUUGUGUUCCCUACGUGUGUCUCGAUGCCAUUGAAGAUGGAGAUGGUCGUUGCCUGCCCUGUGGAGAUUCUGAUGAUACCAUCAGAAAGGUUUUCUUGAGCCUUGAGUCAAACUCCGAGCAGUCCAUAGACAUAACGGAGAUCGAGCAAUUGAAGGCACUUCUGAAAAAAACACAGCAGGAAAGGGAUGAUGCUCGAUUAAACCUUAACACUGUUGGAAAUCAGCACUCCAUAGACACAACGGAGAUCGAGCAUUUGAAGGCACUUCUGGAAAAAACACAGCAGGAAAGGGAUGAUGCUCGAUUAAACCUCAACACUGUUCGCAAUCAGCACUCCGGUCCAUGCCAUGAAGAAAUUGAUCGCCUUCAGACGCUUUUGAACAGAAUUAGGAAUAAAAGGGACGUACUUCAUGCACAAUUAAAAAAAGCGCUCGUGGACAACCAGACUAUGACACAUGGCCAUGAAAAACUACAAGCAUUAGGUAGGACGCAGGUAAAAGAGCGCGACGAUCAAAUAACUGCCUUGAAACGAGCGGAGAAAGCGUCCCGGGCUAUGAUCCACGUGCUGGAAGAAGAGAACAGAGUACAGCAGAAGGAGAUCGUCUCCUUAUCUAAGUAUGCAAAUAGGACGAUAAAUACUUUAGAGAAACAAAACAUGCGGCUGCAGGAGCUCCUCGCCAGGGCGAAGCGAGUUAAAGCCUAG